AAACAGCUGCUUAUCGACCAGAAACUGGAGAUGACUAAUCAGCUUGAAGAACAGAAGAACAGCAUGAAAAAGCUUGAAGCUGACCAUACAGCCCAGCAGGAGGCCAGCACACAGGUACAGGAACAGCUGCGACAGGACAAUGCACAGCUCACCAACAGACUGUCCACAGUAGAAGAAGCUAAGAAGUCCCUACAGAAGGAGUCUGACCAGGAGAAGGCACGUCUGGAACUACAGCUGUCAGCGCUCAGUGAGAACCUGGGGACCCUCAGGUCGGAGCUGGAGGUCAACAACAACAAGAAGGCCGAGGCAGAGAAGGCCUUCACAGAACUGCAGGGGGAGAAGGCAGUGUUGGAAGCUACCAUAGAAAACAACCAGGAAGAGAGAAGAGCACUACUACAAAGAUGCCUGACGAGUGAGAACGAGUGUGAGCAGCUGAGGAACAAGUGUGCAGACCUGAGGAGGAAACUGGAGGAUGCACAGGCAGCCAUGCAGGAGCUGGGCAGGGAGAACCAGUCUCUACAGAUCAAACAAACCCAGGCCAUGAACCGUAAGUGGGCAGAUGAUGAGACUGUGAACAACUGUAUGUCCUGUAACAAGGGUUUCUCCGUCACCGUCAGAAAGCACCACUGCCGACACUGUGGGAAUAUCUUCUGCAACGAGUGUUCGGCCAAGACUGCCAAAAUUCCCUCCUCUAAGAAACCAGUACGGGUCUGUGACACCUGCUUCGAGGAAGUCGCAACAAGAUAAUUAAAACUUGCCAUAUAAGAUAAGACUCCCCCGUUUUUAUAGUGGAAAGAUCCAUAUGUUACAGUUGUAGAUAGAAGAAUCGACCGUGACGAUUUGUUCUAAUGGGGGGAAUCAGUAGUUGUUUUCUUAAAAUGGGACCUAAUUGUAGUUUAGAUGUAUGCCAGCUAUAUAGAAAUUUUUAAUAGGCCUAUAUAUACAGUAGGUUAUAGCUCUUUUGUUUUUCAUUUUUGUAUAUAUACAUAGUAUGUUGUGCUACGUGUUGUCAGUUGAAAGUUCUCUUGUUUUUGAUGUAGAUAACUGAGUUGCCAAUAACUAGUUUGAACCAUAUGUCCUUUAUGUAGAAUAUUUCAUGUGAAAUUAGAGUACAGAGAAAAUUGCUGUUGCUAGUGUGGAAAAUAGAUUUAAUUUUGGUUACAUAAAUAAAAUGUGAGUUAUUCAUCGAUCAAAUAGUAAAUUUGUGCUAGCAUAUGGUAAUAACACUAUAUUACGAUUGUAUGAAUUGUGAACCACUCUUGCCAUGUAAGCAAACAGGCAGCCUAAAGACCAUCCAUGCAACUUUUUGUAUCUUCACAGUAGUGAAUGUCAAUAUGACAUAUCUUUGAACUGGGCUAUUACUUCAAGUUGACCGUGAAGCUGUGAACAGAGGUGCCUAAGUAUUCAUAAAAGUUUACAGAUUGCUUAGAGAUUUUAUGGAAAUCAUACAGAUUUUUACAGAAUUCCUGCAAAUUUUGUAGAAUUAAUGCAAAAUUUUGGGAAUACUGACAGUCUGUGUAAGCAAGGUGCUUAUAAUAUACGUAAAAUUGGUUUGCAUAAAACUCGUAAGAAACCCUUAGAAAUCAUGCAUAUGUCUCAUAGUAAUUGAUUGUGUGAAUUCUGUAAAAUUCGUAGGUAUUGUGUAAAACUUGUAUGAGCAUCCCUUAUACAACAUUAUACAGUGUACCAGUUGCCAAAAAGGUAACACUAACAGCUACAACAAAGCUUCUCUACCAUAGCUUGACUGUAGAUAGCAAGCAAUAGACAAUAUGAAACAACUUAGCAAUGAAAGCAGUCAUUAUUGAAAAAGAAACAAAAGGGGAAUCGGAACUUGUUUCCACAGACAUCAAUAAACAUUUUGUGACAUUUGAAUAUACUACAAGCAGGUAUCAUGAUUAAGUAAAACUAUAGAUGGUGACAAGUUGAAGGCUGACUUCUUUUUUACAUAGAAAUAUAAUUUAAGCACAUAUGUAUGCAUACAAUACAGUUGACAAUUGCACUGUAUUAGGCAACAUUUGUUCGUACUGUAAACUUCAGGGUAUGCAAGGAAGAAUUAUUUAGAUAUGUUUAAAAAUGUUUAUGCAAUCGUUGUUGCAAAUAAUGUCAAACAUUAAUGUACGUUCAUUUUAAGUUAUAACAUAGGGCUUCCUUAAAACUGCUUUCUGUGUUCAGCUUUCUAUUAGUAGUUAUACAUCUCAGUAUAUAGAAUUAAGUAUGGAGCAGGCAAAAUGAAGGUCGCAAAAGGAAUUAAGCUAUUCGGAAUGGGGUUGCAUUGAAUUAAGUAGAGUUAUUGAUAAAGUCUGGCUGGAUGGAUCUUU
This is a messenger RNA of Branchiostoma floridae (Florida lancelet), 2318 nucleotides long. RefSeq names its product early endosome antigen 1-like. Lineage: Eukaryota; Metazoa; Chordata; Leptocardii; Amphioxiformes; Branchiostomatidae. Gene Ontology annotation, molecular function: 1-phosphatidylinositol binding; metal ion binding. The record is from RefSeq and is a predicted model, not a curated record. Gene Ontology annotation, biological process: endocytosis. Gene Ontology annotation, cellular component: early endosome.